This is a messenger RNA of Aspergillus oryzae RIB40, 885 nucleotides long. RefSeq names its product T2 family ribonuclease. NCBI's taxonomy places the organism in Eukaryota, Fungi, Ascomycota, Eurotiomycetes, Eurotiales, Aspergillaceae. The record is from RefSeq and is a predicted model, not a curated record. Bases 1 to 885 code for a protein of 294 amino acids. Gene Ontology annotation, molecular function: ribonuclease T2 activity; RNA binding. Gene Ontology annotation, biological process: RNA catabolic process. The transcript is spliced from 5 exons. Gene Ontology annotation, cellular component: extracellular region.
AUGCUACAAGGAAUUCCAGGGCCACAGCAGGUGCUAAGCGCCUUGACGGGGACCCUGGGACUUUCAAGUCUCCUUGGACCCGGAAUUGAAUCCUCACAGAACAGCUUUCAACACUGCUCUAAGGCUGAACUGAGCUGCGCGACUCCGUAUCAUGGCCAGGACAAAUGCUGCUUCAACUAUCCCGGGGGGCAGUUCCUUCAAUCGCAGUUUUGGGACGCCGACCCGGCCAUUGGACCGGAGGAUUCCUGGACUAUCCAUGGCUUAUGGCCAGAUUACUGUAAUGGAGGUUACCCUCAAUUCUGUGAUUCAAAAAGGCGGUAUAGCAACAUCUCCCUGAUUCUGACUGACUCAGGUAGAGGGGACCUUCUGGAUGAGAUGCGAAUUUUCUGGAAAGACUGGAAGGGCGACGACCCGAAUCUGUGGGAGCAUGAGUGGAACAAACAUGGAACAUGCAUCAGUACCCUAGAGACUCACUGCUACGACAUAUACUACCCGCAACAGGAAGUGGUGGACUACUUUGAUAAGACAGUGGAGCUCUUUCACGGAUUGCCUACACACGAGAUCCUUGCCGGUGCUGGGAUUGUUCCUUCUUACACAGAGACCUACUCCCUAAGCGAGAUCCACGACGCUCUAGUGAAGGCCCAUGGGGCCGAAGUGGUGGUUAGAUGCCGCCACCACAACCUGAACGAGGCUUGGUAUUUCUUCAAUGUCGCCGGGCCUUUGCAAACGGGAAAAUUCAUCCCUGCCAACCCAGAUGGUCAAACAUCCAACUGCCCUUCCAAGGGUAUCCGGUAUCAGCCAAAGACACCUCGAAAAGAUGAACCAACCAAAACACGAGGACCCUCGGAGCCAACAAGUACCGGAACCCAGUUGAGUUCAGUGUAA